UUUGCGCGAAAUUCAAAAACAAACAAACAAACAAACCACCUGGCCAUGCCAGGUCAAUUUAGCAAUGAAUUUGGAAAGUGAAACAAAAGUGAAGACAAACUGCACAAGUCAUUUGCCAGAACACAUAGUUGAGAUCAUACAUUGAAAAGAAACAAUUUCUUAAGAUAAGAUGGUAGAUACUGCAUCAUAAUUAAGCUCACUAAAACAUCCCCUCUUUACAGCAUCUGUAUGCUGUGUAAAAAUAGAAUUAACUUAAUAGUUGCUUAUACACGUAACUAGCCAUUUUUACAGUUUCACAAUUUUGUACUGAUAGUUGUAAUUUUGAGCAAUUGCUUUGUUAAAUGUGAUGUAUAUACAUUCUUUUCAAAACAGUGAGAAAAAAACUCAACAUCAGUGGAAGUCAGCAAAAGUCUUGGAACCUCCACAGUCUCUCCAGUUUGUCUUUUCACCAGAAACAAAGAAAGAUAUCUAUGAAGCUGAACAACAGUUGCAAAAAUUACAUCACCACCUUCUAGCCACUUAUGAGUCUGGAUCAACAAGGAAAUUCCGUCAAGGACGCACAGAGACCAUUCGAUCAGCUUCUCCAGAAGCGUUAGACUUUUGUAGAAAAAUGAUGAGCAAAGAAGUGGGAACUGAGGAGAAAAAAUCAGCUUUAUAUUCUGCCAUUAAUUCUCAUAAAGAGUAUAGCAUUCAGGCAUGCAAUGGAUUAGGAGUUGAUCGACUGCUCUUAGGCCUAAGGAAAGCAGCCGAAGAAUAGGGGAAUGGAUUCACCCAACUUCUUUUUAGAUAAAGGUUAUACUAUGAGUACAAGUUUUCGCUUAUCGACUAGCCAAGUAAGUGAAAAUAAAACAAUACUUGUACGUAUGUAUGUUUAGUUCAUAUAGUAAAUUAAUUAUAGAUGUUUGAGUUGAAAAAAGGUUAGUAGUAGUUACAUAAAUAUGUAACAAACAGAAUCUGUAUUUGAUUAUUUCUUGGGGUGUGGGUUGGCCUUGUAGUAGAGCUCUUGACUUCUGAGCUGGCAAGCUGGGUUCAAAUCUGUGCAGUACCUCAAAAUAGUUUACCUUGAUCAAAAAAUUUUGGAGCUGUUGAUCAGAAUUUUAUUAUUGUGGAAAUGGUAGUUGAUUUGUGUAUUCAAUUCCCACCACAUACUAGGUUAUCAAAUUUCUAGUUGUCGCAUAAUUUAUCCUUGAAUUGCCACAUAUUUGCUGCUAAACACUUCUAAAUCUUGGAUACAUGGAUUUCUGACAGAAGUAAUUUUGUUUGAUAUUGUAAUAGGGUAGCAAUACAUAAUAUUUAUGAUCAGUAA
Limulus polyphemus (Atlantic horseshoe crab) is the source of this 1306-nucleotide messenger RNA. RefSeq names its product choline O-acetyltransferase-like. Lineage: Eukaryota; Metazoa; Arthropoda; Merostomata; Xiphosura; Limulidae. The transcript is spliced from 3 exons. Bases 347 to 757 code for a protein of 136 amino acids. The record is from RefSeq and is a predicted model, not a curated record. Gene Ontology annotation, molecular function: acyltransferase activity.